UUUGAUAUUUCUCCGGGUAAUGAAAUUUUAGCAUUUUACUGACACCCUUUUCUUCUUUGUAUUUGGGGAUGCUUUUCUUUAUAAAAAAAUGAUUUUUUUUGUUUCUGUAUUUGGGUCUUUUGGAAAUAUAAUAAUAGUUUAUUUGGCUCGUCACUCUUUAAAAUAAUGAGUAUUAUUGUUAGUCAAUGGGGACGUAUAAUGAUGGGUGUUUCUGCAUUAUCAACGUAAAAUAAGUACUAAUAGUUUUAAACUUGUGGUUUUUCUGCUGAUUUGAAUUAAAGUGAAUAUUUUUUGUUUUUGGGGUUUGAUUAGUGUAUUCUGGUAUCUGUGUGGGAUUUCCAGGCAUUUACGGAAGGUGGUGGGUGUUUGACUUUGUUGGUAAAAGGUGUCAGCUGAGGAGGUUAUGAAAGGUCAAGUUUUUUUUUUUUUUUUUUGAUUGAUUGGAGUUUCUGUUACCUCUCGCUACAGCACUGCAUGUUUGUUGUUGGCUUUUAAUUCAGAUUUUUUUUCUCUCUUUUGGGGGGGAGGGGCUUCCAAUUUCCAUCAACUCAUUCUUGCUGGGUUUUGAUUGCUUUGAGUGGUUUUCUGAUUCCAAUUGGGAUUUUUUUUUUUUUUUGACUUUUCAUGGUUCAAUCCCUCAGUUGUUGUUGAUGAGUUUGAGGAAAUCUAGUUACCUGUGAUUGUGUGAAAUUAGUCUGAGAAGUUUGUUUUUUGGGGACCACCACCCUUUUGGCUUUAAGACUAGUUAUUUCUCAGAUUGUGGAUAAAGUGAUUUUGUAAGGUGCUUCCAGUUUUCUUCUUCUUCUGAAGAAGAAAGGGUAAAAGAUGGAUGAAGAUAGCAGUAAUUCUUGGAUAAGGAGGGCCAAAUUCUCCCACACAGUGUGUCACAGGUUGAACUAUUCCAGUUCUGGAUUUGGCUCUUUCAGCAUUCAGCCAAGGGCACAACACAGUUCUAGUAGUCUGAAAUCAAGGCCUGAAGUGGCUUUUGCUUCCAACAAGGCUCAGAAGAAACCAAUAAUGAACAAGCAGAGAUCUUUGUCCCCUUUGCCUCGAACCUCUCUCUCUGAGACCUUCAAGGAAGCCAGACAUGAGCAGAAGAGGUUCUCAACACCUGGUCCAAGGAGGAAAGAACAGAACAAGGACAAGAGAAUCAUGGGGAAGUUGCUCAACAAGGAUUCUCAUGUGUCCAAUUCCAAAUCCCCUCACAGUAGUCCAAUUACUACUAAAUCCCCUUACAGCAGUCCAAUUAGGCACCUUGCUUCGAUGAAAUUAAGCUCGAAGCAGCACCGAAAGGAUUUGGGAUGGACAAAGUACUUUGAUCAUGGAGGGGGAAAGGUUACUGCUGUGGAAACAGCUGAGGAAUGGAAUGUUGACCUCUCCAAGCUCUUUGUUGGUGUUAGGUUUGCUCAUGGUGCUCAUAGCAGGCUUUACCAUGGCAUGUAUAAAGAUGAAGCUGUAGCUGUGAAAAUUAUCACGGUACCGGAUGAUGACGAAAAUGGAAUGUUGGUGGAUCGAUUAGAGAAACAAUUCAUUAGAGAAGUAUCGCUUUUAUCGUGCCUCCACCAUCAAAAUGUUAUAAAGUUCGUAGCAGCAUGUAGAAAGCCACAUGUUUAUUGUGUUAUCACAGAAUAUCUAUCAGAAGGUUCGUUGAGGUCAUAUUUGCAUAAGUUGGAAAGAAAAACUAUUUCUCUAGGGAAGCUAAUUGCUUUUGCUCUGGACAUUGCUCGUGGAAUGGAGUAUAUACACUCUCAAGGUGUCAUUCACCGAGACCUUAAACCGGAGAAUGUCCUUAUCAAUGAAGACUUUCACCUUAAAAUUGCUGAUUUUGGCAUUGCUUGUGAGGAAGCAUACUGUGACUUAUUUGCUGAUGACCCUGGUACCUACCGCUGGAUGGCACCUGAGAUGAUCAAACGAAAAUCCUAUGGGAGAAAGGUUGAUGUAUAUAGUUUUGGGCUUAUCUUAUGGGAAAUGGUGACUGGAACUAUACCAUAUGAGGAUAUGACUCCCAUCCAGGCUGCUUUUGCCGUAGUAAAUAAGAAUGCAAGGCCAGUUAUUCCUUCAGACUGUCCACCUGCAAUGCGAGCUUUAAUCGAGCAAUGUUGGUCUUUGCAUCCGGACAAGAGGCCCGAGUUCUGGCAGGUUGUUAAGGUAUUAGAACAAUUUGAAUCUUCGCUUGCUCAUGAUGGAACUCUGACUCUGGUGGAAAAUCCUUGUUGCCAAGAUCACAAGAAAGGGCUUCUCCAUUGGAUUCAAAAGCUUGGUCCUGUGCAUCAUAAUAAUGGCCCUGUGCCUAAACCAAAAUUUACAUGAGUCUUCAAUGUGGCCUGGCUUUUUGUAGUAUACCGGGUUCAUUGUAAUUAAUAUUGAAUGGUUUGAAUUACCCAAAAGAAAAACCAAAGGUUUGUUUUUUGAGGUUCUCUAGCUGUAGUCCUCCUUAUGAUGUUCAUGCAAGAGGAAAUUGAUUUGUAGGCUUGUACAUUGAGGUGAAAACAGCUUUUGUUUUUACUGUUUACAAUUUAGUAAUUGCACUAGGUUAAGUUUCUUUUUUUAGAGGGGUGGGGACACAAUUUCUUGUUUAUUUGUUAUUAUACAAGGUACUUCUAUUUUUAGUUUCUCUAAUGUCAAAGUUUUAAUUCUAUAUUUUUUUCGUGUUA
This is a messenger RNA of Glycine soja, 2654 nucleotides long. Its product is annotated as serine/threonine/tyrosine-protein kinase HT1-like. Gene Ontology annotation, molecular function: ATP binding; protein kinase activity. Bases 826 to 2310 code for a protein of 494 amino acids. The transcript has 3 exons. The record is from RefSeq and is a predicted model, not a curated record. Lineage: Eukaryota; Viridiplantae; Streptophyta; Magnoliopsida; Fabales; Fabaceae. Gene Ontology annotation, biological process: protein phosphorylation.